Lepus europaeus (European hare) is the source of this 948-nucleotide messenger RNA. Its product is annotated as olfactory receptor 8J1. Lineage: Eukaryota; Metazoa; Chordata; Mammalia; Lagomorpha; Leporidae. The transcript has a single exon. The record is from RefSeq and is a predicted model, not a curated record. Gene Ontology annotation, molecular function: olfactory receptor activity; odorant binding; G protein-coupled receptor activity. Gene Ontology annotation, biological process: G protein-coupled receptor signaling pathway; sensory perception of smell. Gene Ontology annotation, cellular component: membrane. The coding region runs from base 1 to 948 and encodes 315 amino acids.
AUGGCUCCUGGAAAUUCGAGCCAGGUCACUGAAUUCAUUCUCCUGGGAGUCUCAGAGCGUCCAGAGCUGCAGCUCCCCCUCUUCUGUGUGUUCCUGGUGAUCUAUGGGCUGACCGUGGUGGGGAACCUGGGCAUCAUCACCCUCACCAGCAUUGACUCACGACUUCACACUCCCAUGUACUUCUUCCUCCGGCAUUUGGCUAUCAUCAACCUGGGCAACUCUACAGUCAUUGCUCCUAAAAUGCUGAUCAAUUUUUUAGUGAAGAGGAAAACUACAUCGUACUAUGAAUGUGCCACUCAGCUGGGUGGAUUCUUGGUUUUCAUUGUGUCUGAGAUCUUCAUGCUGGCUGUGAUGGCUUAUGACCGCUAUGUGGCCAUUUGUAAUCCCCUGCUCUACAUGGUGGUGGUAUCUCGGCAGAUCUGCCUGCUGCUCGUUUCCCUCACGUAUCUCUAUGGACUCUUCACAGCUAUCAUGGUUUCAUCUUGUGUGUUCUCUGUGUCUUAUUGUUCCUCCAAUGUCAUCAAUCACUUUUACUGUGAUAAUGUGCCUCUCCUAGCUUUAUCCUGUUCUGAUACUUACAUUCCAGAAACAGUAGUCUUUGUAUCUGCGGCUACAAACUUAUUUUUUUCUAUGACUAUAGUUCUCAUAUCUUAUUUCAACAUUGUCUUGUCCAUCCUAAGGAUACGUUCAUCAGAAGGAAGGAAGAAAGCCUUUUCCACCUGUGGCUCACAUAUGAUGGCAGUCACAGUGUUCUAUGGGACACUGCUGUUUAUGUAUUUACAGCCUAGAAGUAACCAUUCAUUAGACACUGAUAAAAUGGCCUCUGUGUUUUACACUCUGGUGAUUCCUAUGCUGAAUCCCAUGAUCUACAGCCUGAGGAAUAAGGAUGUGAAGGCUGCCUUACAGAGACUCAUGGCAAGUCCAUGCUAUUCCUUUAAGUCAAUGUAA